This is a messenger RNA of Pochonia chlamydosporia 170, 1065 nucleotides long. RefSeq names its product carboxyphosphonoenolpyruvate phosphonomutase. Gene Ontology annotation, molecular function: catalytic activity. The coding region runs from base 1 to 1065 and encodes 354 amino acids. Lineage: Eukaryota; Fungi; Ascomycota; Sordariomycetes; Hypocreales; Clavicipitaceae. The record is from RefSeq and is a predicted model, not a curated record. The transcript has 3 exons.
AUGUUACCAAUCGCAAUUGAAAAGCCUGUUGGUCUAGAUGGCCCUCUUGUUCGGGAUAAGAGCCAUGUAUCCAACAAUAACGAGGAAGUCCCAGCUCAUGAUGUCCACAACGGCGGUUUGUCCCGUUAUUUGCCUCUUAGCCGUAUUAGUGCAGAGGUGCAGAAACCCGUUUCUGGAGCCACUAAACUUCGCAAAAUGUUGUCAGAGACAAAUGAACUUGUCGUCUGCCCGGGUGUUUAUGAUGGGCUUUCAGCACGUACUGCUAUCGAGUUAAGUUUCAACGCAAUGUACAUGACCGGGGCAGGGACUACCGCCUCUAGACUUGGCCAGCCGGAUUUAGCAAUUGCUCAACUACACGAAAUGCGCGAGAAUGCGGAUAUGAUUGCGAACCUGGAUCCAUUUGGUCCCCCCUUAAUCGCUGAUAUGGACACUGGAUAUGGAGGUCCUAUAAUGGCUGCUCGCACGGUUGAGCAAUACAUUCGUGCUGGAGUUGCUGGAGCCCAUCUUGAGGACCAAGUCCUUACAAAGAGAUGUGGCCAUUUAGCUGGCAAGAGAGUUGUACCAAGGGAAGAAUACUACGCGAGGAUCCGUGCAGCCCAUGCAGCCCGCGUGCGAAUGCGAUCAGACUUUGUUUUGAUUGCACGAACCGAUGCCCUGCAAUCACUCGGGUAUGAUGAGUGCAUUGAGCGCCUUCGCACAGCAAGAGAUCUUGGCGCGGACGUAGGUCUCCUAGAAGGUUUUAACUCUAAAGAGCAGGCAGCUCAAGCAGUAAAGGACCUGGCACCCUGGCCACUCUUGCUAAACAGUGUUGAGAACGGUGCCAGUCCAACUAUUACAGUAGAGGAAGCUCAGCAAAUGGGAUUUAGAAUCAUGAUCUUCUCUUUUGCCUGUCUUGCACCCGCGUAUCGGGCCAUCAAAGAAACGUUAACUCUACUAAAGACCAAGGGUGUUGUUGGAACUCCAAAGGACUUGACUCCGGUUCGAUUAUUCGAAGUAUGUGGGUUGCAACACUCAAUGUCCGUCGACGUGGAGGCUGGUGGAUUUUCCUUUGCAAACGGAGUGUAG